UCAACGGCCAUCGGCGGGGUCUCUUACCCAAGGCCGCAAAAACAGCCAUAUUACAGGAGGGCACGAUGUUGUCUCCAGAACAACUUCUAGAUUACGGUCGCGGGCCAACACAAAGCUCAUCGACGAAGGAGAAACAGGAACGCAAAAGGCUGCUGUUGAGACGACUUCAAGAUAGGGAAGAGAAGGGAGAGUUUAUCAUGAUUUCAACGAGUCCGGAGAAAAGCGAGAUUGAGAAUGGCAGCCACCAAGCGCUUGGCGUCAGAAGUAAGAGCUAUAGUUCCAGUGAGGAGGCCGUACACUUUGAGCCUUUACUUCGCGAUGCGGUGGAAAAGCUACCGGAGAUUCAAUGGCUCCGACGGCAAUUUUCUUUUUCUUAUCCGAUGGCAAACGAAAAUAAGGAAAACUUUCUUCCAUCUGUUCUUGAAGUACCUCAGCAAGGGGACGAUGGAGAUGGACAUCAAAGCAGUGACUUAGUGUGGUGUUCUGACAUCGAGCACGUUUUUCAGACGGCAGCAGGGCAAGCCAAAGUGGAUGGCGCAAAAACAACAAAGGAGGUCGCACAUGGACGACAGGCUAUGGAGUCAGCGCCAGGACAUCACUUCAUCAGAAUCGAUGGAACGAGGAAAACGUUCGUGCCUAUUACAGAAGCACAAGAUCAAGCAGAGGAUCAUGUGAACACUCAAAAUGUAUCAAAAUCCGACCACCAAUCGGCGCUAGUGAUGAAGACGAACGCAGGUGGUGGUUAUUCUGAGGGGAACUGGAGCAAAUAUCGUGGAGCAAAAACUACUCUUCCUGAUGAUCUAGGUCGGGAACGGGAUUCGAACAACGACGGCUACAACGAUGAUGAAGAUGACAAAGCGGACAGCGCCAAUGCGACAAAAAAUCGAACACUCGUGAUGUGUAAUGUGCUCUUGACACCCACGACCGCAGAUCUAGCAGAGAAAGUCAGCAAGCUUGCCGCAGAGUACCGCUGCAAGACCGUGCUGUUGGAUGGGUCCCUUUUGAUAGGCGGCGGUGUCGCACUCACGCAAACACAGGGGCACGCCUACGUCGUCGACGAUGAUAAGAUAUUACCAGGUAACCAAGUAGAAGUCAAUGUCCUGCAAAAUUUGGAGAAAGUGCAGGUUUUGUUCUCGACAAGGGGUUUGCUCAAUGCGGCAGCAGUAGCUCCACGGAGUCACUCGUACGGACUACUCACUAUAUGGGGAAGGCAUGAUAAACUACUAGGGGAGGAGCCAUUGCACGGACCACGGCAUGCGAAAACGCCCGCGGACAGUGAACAGAUACAGAAGUUGAACACGGGCGAAAGUUUGACAGGUCUACUGGCUUGUAUAGCCGACGGUGGGAAAAAGCACGUAGAUGAUCUAGAUCCAGCUUGUGGAAUUGGUGAAGAAGAUACAGAAUUGUCACGGGCUCUCUAUUUUCUCAAAAGAACGCAUGAAGAUGCGGGCACCCGUGGGCCACCACCCGCAAUCAUGAGCUCCAAUCCUCCAUGCCGGGUGAAACUCAUGAAAGAUUUCUUCAAACAUUUGCUAGCUGAACCAGGCGGCGCUUUUUCUCGGUCCGCAUACCACGGGUCUCUUGCUCACAACGCGGACGAAGCAGGUGCUAGUCCAACAGAGUCGAAAUUCACUCUGGUGGUGCAUGUACUCGUAAACUUGAAAUAA
Molecule: messenger RNA, 1667 nt
Organism: Amoebophrya sp. A25
Lineage: Eukaryota; Dinophyceae; Syndiniales; Amoebophryaceae
Source: the annotation of a GenBank genome assembly